Symbiodinium natans is the source of this 303-nucleotide messenger RNA. The record is from the annotation of a GenBank genome assembly. Lineage: Eukaryota; Dinophyceae; Suessiales; Symbiodiniaceae.
AUGAACAAGUAUUUGCAGAACAACUCGAGUGUGUGGCGAGCUUUUCUUUCCUGGGCAAACAUGUCACUGGAGCCCCCUCUCAAUGAGUCGUUUCCAGCAGUGUCCAGGUCUUUAUUGUAUGGUAGGCUGAGUGACCAAGUGCACGAGCCACCAGGCUUGGUUGUGCUUCGCUUGUGGAAUGAUACUGAAUACAUGCUUCGCGAGCUGGGCGCUCACAAUAGUCGGAAGUUGCGCAUGAGAGCUGAGCCACUAGAGCUGAGCCGAGCGUUGGCUGACUUGAUGAAGCCAGACAGGCGUCCGUGA